AUGUCCUCGACGGACGCUCCAUCAGCUGCUUGUCGUUUAUCCAUCGCUGCUUUUACCGCUCCACUGUCCACCAUCCCCUCUCCAUCUCUCCUCAUCUACGAAAAACAGGAGGCGGACGACGUCCCCCACAUCGACAGCCGCGGCACCGACGAUCCUCCCACCGUUGAUCAGGAUCGUUACGAGGAUCGACAACAAGAUAGCGUUCAGCACAAACGACCAGAAUCCAGCCAAAGGAGUCCGGAAAACAAACUCCAGCCGCGAAGCCACGCUGCGGUGAGUCACCCUGAUCCGGCCGGCCUUGGCGCCGUGGCGUACUGCAUGGGAGGCGAGCAUGUCUCCGACGGUGGUCUGCGAUCUGGCCGUGCUGAGCUGCUCCACAAGCUCAGUCCGGGGCCAGACCCUUCGCCUGCUAACGACCACCCGACAAGCCUUCGCCGCAACUCCGAGUCCUUUGUUGAUAGCAGAUGUCCUCGACUUCGACGGCGGGCGACGAGCAUGCCCCGCUCGUGA
Messenger RNA from Trichosporon asahii var. asahii CBS 2479, 510 nucleotides. RefSeq lists its product as uncharacterized. Bases 1 to 510 code for a protein of 169 amino acids. The transcript has a single exon. The record is from RefSeq and is a predicted model, not a curated record. Lineage: Eukaryota; Fungi; Basidiomycota; Tremellomycetes; Trichosporonales; Trichosporonaceae.